AUGCGAACUCGAUCGAGCUCAUCUACAGAGGACUUGGUCGAGUUAGACAUCAACAUAGGCAGAAAACAGAGAAAGAAGAGCCAGAGGCAACAAGUUGAGUCAGAGGUGGUUGUUACUGAUACAAUGAAUGAUCCUGAGGGUAAUGGAAACCCUUUGGGUAAUGGAAAUGGUCGAGCUAGGCAGACACGACCGAUUGGGCUUGGAGAUGCACCAAACCGCCACCAACAAAGACAAGGGAUUGUCCCUCCUCCUGUCCAGAGCCACAACUUCGAGAUCAAGCUGGGUAUGAUCAAUCUGGUGCAGAACAAGAUGUUCCAUGGGUUGUCUUGUGAAGACCCAAUUGACCAUCUUGAUGAGUUUGAUAGGUUGUGUGAUCUGACCAAGAUCAAUGGUGUCUCUGAAGAUGUCAUCAAGCUGAAACUCUUCCCUAUGUCUCUUGCUGACAAGGCUCACCAAUGGGAGAAGAGCCUGCCCCAUGGUACAACCACCACAUGGGAUGAGUGCAAGAAGGCGUUUCUUGCAAAGUUCUUUUCAACUGGGCGCACAGCCAAGCUAAGGAGUGAGAUCUCAGGCUUCACUCAGAGGAACAAUGAGUCUUUUCUCUCGACACUCUAUAGAGGAUGUUUGCCUAGAUAUAGAGAGAUGCUAGACAUAGCCAGGAAUGAAAACUUUCUCAAUCAGGAUGUAGAUGACGCCUGUCAGCUUGUGGAGAACAUUGCUAACUCAAAAGGGAGUUAUGGAGAGGAGUAUGACCGCACAAACCGGAGCUUGACCCACCACUCGAGUCAGAUGACAAACUGA
Messenger RNA from Microthlaspi erraticum, 801 nucleotides. The record is from the annotation of a GenBank genome assembly. NCBI's taxonomy places the organism in Eukaryota, Viridiplantae, Streptophyta, Magnoliopsida, Brassicales, Brassicaceae.